Molecule: messenger RNA, 1281 nt
Organism: Phyllostomus discolor (pale spear-nosed bat)
Lineage: Eukaryota; Metazoa; Chordata; Mammalia; Chiroptera; Phyllostomidae
Gene: ERFE
Product: erythroferrone
Exons: 8
Coding region: 179-1261 (360 amino acids)
Biological process (GO): positive regulation of D-glucose import across plasma membrane; negative regulation of gluconeogenesis; positive regulation of insulin receptor signaling pathway
Molecular function (GO): hormone activity
Source: RefSeq, a predicted model, not a curated record
CGCCCCUCGGGCCCUCACACGCCCCCGCUGCAGCGCGCGCCCCAGCCGGGAGGGGGCGCGCGGCGGGAGGCCGGCCGAGCCAGGCGGGGGAUUCGAGCGCUUUAUAUAUAAGGCGCCGAGUCCGAGAGCGCCGGGUUCCCAGACGCCGCGCUCGCAGCCCGGAGGGACCGCCGCCCACAUGGCCUCCGCCGCAGCCCGCCCGCUGCUCCUCGGCCUCUGCCUGUGCCUGCUGGCCGCCGCCGCCCUCGGGGCCCGGGACCCCGGUGCGCCCGCGAAGAGCCGCGCCCGCCAGAAGCCGAAGCCGGAGAAGGUGCCGCCCGCGGUCGCCCUGGAGAGCCGCCCGAGCCUGGACACCCGCCCGCCGGAGCCCACCACUCAGCCGGCCCUCAGCCUGAGCCCCCGGGACACCUGGCUGUGGUUCCUCAAGCACAGCGACGAGGAGGACGGGAGCCAAGACAGGAGGUCGAAGCCCAGCCCGCCCAAGCCCCGGGAGCCCUGCAGCACCACGGUCCCGGUCCCGCUGGAUGAACUGCUGGAGGGACGACAGAAGUGGCAGCAGCUGCUGAAAGGGGUUUGGGGGGCGAGGGCCACGGGAGGGAGGGCUUGGCGCGCUCGGCGCGCAGCCACCGCUCGCUCUGUGGCAGCUGCGGCGGAACGGCUGCGCCAGAACGCGGAGCGCCAGAUCGCGGAGCGCCAGAACGCGGAGCGCCGGCCCUCCGCGGAGGACGAGGAGGAGGCGGAUCCGUCUGUGGUGGCCCUGCUGAUCCAGGCCUUGAACCAGGGCGGGCGGACCCGCAUCGUGGAGGCCGCGUUCCACUGCCGCCUGCGCCAGAACGUGUCGGUGGAGCGGCGCGCGCUGCACGAGCUCGGCGGCUACUACCUGCCCCGGGCCGAAGGAGCCUUCUACCGCGGCCCCGGCCUGAACCUGACCAGUGGCCAGUACACGGCGUCCAUCCCCGGUUUCUACGCAUUCGCCGCCACUCUGCACGUGGCCCUCCCAGAGCUGCGGAGGCCCGAAUCGCCCCGCCCCCGGAGCCGUCUGCGCCUGCUCAUCUGCAUCCAGUCCCGGUGCCAGCAAAACACCUCCCUGGAGACCAUCAUGAGCCGGCCGGCUGGCACAGAACCCUUCACCGUCUCCGUGAACGGCGUUCUGUUUCUGAAGAGGAGGCAGUACGCCUCCGUCUUCCUGGACAACGCCGGCAGCUCCCCCGUCACCGUGCUCGCCAGCUCGCAGUUCAGCGCCGUCUUCCUCGGCGCGUGAGAGGCGCGGCGGCGCAGACC